Molecule: messenger RNA, 405 nt
Organism: Drepanopeziza brunnea f. sp. 'multigermtubi' MB_m1
Lineage: Eukaryota; Fungi; Ascomycota; Leotiomycetes; Helotiales; Drepanopezizaceae
Source: RefSeq, a predicted model, not a curated record
AUGGUGGUUGAUGCCAAGAUUAAGUACGAUCCGAGCUUGCGGGCAGGGGUGGACUUUUUGAGAGACGGAUCCGAGGGCCAAGUACCCGUCACAGGAAUCGAGACGCCCGCAUUCAUCCUGGGAGCUCUCACUGCCGGAGGUGGAAUCUUCGGAUACAUCAAGACGGGCUCUAUCCCUUCAGUCACGGCCGGAGUCACCGUCGGUGGCCUCUACAUUCUUGGCGGCUACCGCAUUCAGAGCAGGCAGAGCUAUGGAGUUCACCUCGCUCUUCUCGCUUCGAUCGUCCUUGCUGGCUCUUCUAUCCCAAGAGCCAUCAAAAGCCAGAAGCCUCUGCCAUCUAUGUUGAGUCUGUUGGCUGUCUAUGGGCUCUACACGUAUGGAAACGCGUUUAGAGCAAGAGUUUAG